ACGAGAUGGCGCAGCAGCCUGUAGUGGCGAAAGAUCUUCAGCAAACGGGGAUGACCGUGCGCACGGCAACGACACCGCAAGAAGCCGCACUGCGACUGAAUUCUCCGUUGCUCCCCAGCACAACUUACAGGAAUGCUCCGGCUUUUGGAAUCCCCCGGACUGACAGCCGCAGCAGCGUAGCGAGCAGUCUGCCUAGUAGCGCUUCGUGCGGUAGUCUGGUGAGCGAACCGGAAGAAAACCUUGACGAUGUACUCGUUUUCGGGCGCCGCCUCGGAAGUAAAUCACCCGCCCCGUGUACUACUAGUGGCACUGCUGGUGUCGUCCUCGAGCCUGCUGCAACGUUCGGCGGGACACCGUUGAUCAAAAGCGAGCCGACGCUGAGUUCAUCUACUUCUGCAGGCGUGCUGUUGAACACAGUGGAGCAUGACGACGCGGCCUCUGUCGCCUCCAUGUCAACAACCACGGGAGGUCCGACGUUGAGCAGCACCUUCAGCUCUCCACACUCCUCUUUCACGUCGCCCACGUCGCGGCCCUCGGAGAAGAACAGCAGCAUGAUUACUAGACUCAACACCACAGGAGCAGUUCGCCGCGGCACGACAGUACCCAGAAACCAAACUAAUCCGCUUCAGGAACCGGACUCACCGUCCGCCUUCGUUUUGCAAGAACCUGGUGCCUCACCGUCCGCCUCACCUUCUGCCUCUCCGUCGCCGGAAACAGACGAGGAGGCAGCUGUUGCGGACACAACUUCUCUCAAAAAUCGUGUGGAACGGACACGACAAAAAGCCGUAGCCGACGAGGAGCCCCGUGGUCCCGCCCGGGUCAACGUUUCACGAUCCACAGUCCAGCUCCCCCCUGCUUCAGAGUACAGCAACACCAAGGAUCCCACGUACAUGCAUUGCAUGGAAGCGUACCACGGCAUUAUUCCGCCGAUCGAGGACGAGAACGAUCUGCGGGGGUCCUACGCCAACCCGGGGUACAUCACCGUGAACCCGUUUGGACUUUUCGCUUGUGGCGGCUGGCAUUUCAAGCGCGUAGUCAAGGUCUUGGACCGCAGCUUCACGAAGGGCUUCAAAAUGCAGGUGCCCAUGAUAGAGACUGCGGAAGAAGCAGACAAUUCCAACGAGUUCGCACCGGAACUGCGCGCGAUGCUCGAGCCGGAGAUGCUCGCGGCGGUGCCCGACUUGAGAGCUGCACGUGGUACGUAUCAUGCGUCUAGUACUUCGCACCGCGGACCGACGUCGCCAAGUUCAUGCCAACUGUCGUCCGAAAGUCUGGCUUCCAGCACGCGAGGAUUAUACGAGGACAAAAACAUCAGCAACGAUGUCGGCGCAAGUCUCAAGAAUCCCUGGGGAACAAGAAGUUCUAGUACUGCCGGAGCACCAGUUGGCGGGGUUCCUCUUGUUCCUGCACAGUUGUACCAGUCUAGUUGUACUUCGAGCACGAAUUCCAGUCCCCGUGGCGGCUCUUCGGAAGAAAGUUUCCAGCAGUCUGCGGCGUUCGACCGCGUGUUAUCCCCAAUUUGCGAGUACGCCGAGCGGAGCACGGACUCUCUCCUGCAAAGUAGCCAAGAAGUUCGUAGUACUUCUUCCCCCCAAGAAGGACAAGGGCGUCGCGGUGGCUCUUUCCCCUCUUCUCCGCGUAGUUCUACUAGUCCCUCGCAGGGAGCAGAACGGGGUGACAAGCGAAAUAGUACUCCGUCGGGAUUAUUGCGUCUCCAGCAGUUGUCGAACAGAGGCGAUAGUGACGGCGGCGAGAGCACCAGCGAAAAGAUUGCUGAAAAGAGCACCGCGUGCAAUCCCACGACCCCUGAGCGAAAACAAAGAUGGAUGGAAGACGGGCAGUACAUGAACACUCCUGCGCUCGAAUGCCCCUUCCCCGCCCGGGCAGUAGAGCCUGCACGAAUAGAGUUUGAUCUUAGUUGGGAGGAGCACGAUGUGCUGCCGCGUAGUGAAGAAACUGUAAGAUAUGCUGGUCUUGGUCCGAGAACUAUUAUGCCGGACGACCACGCCGCAAUCUCCUUGAGGGCCGCCGAAGUGCCUGCUUUAGAACCUGUCGACCAAAGCGCGUCGUCAGAGAGCCCGCAAGUGAGCCCAAGAACGACCACAUCCGGAGGGGCGGGCACUAGUACUUUAUUUCGGAAAAAGCCGUCCAUUAGGCGGCAAGUCGUGAGCUGUCCAAGCAGAAUUUUCGAAACGGGGGGCUCCGUGAGCCGCGGGGCGAGAGGGGGCGGAAGUGGAUCUGUAUCUUCGUUGUUUUCUAACAGUUCCUUGCUCACCAACGUGACCACUACGUUCAACGAGUGCAGUUCGCGAUCGCCUUUCUUUGCGCGCCAAGACUUUCAGCCCUACUACCAACCGCUCGCCGUCGCGCCUCCGCCAUUCGAUUUCGGAGGCGUAGUGGGUUUGACGGGAGUACAGCAACCUCCUUCAUCUAUGCCAUCAACCGAGGAAAGUCUUGCAGAGAGUGGCACGAGUCGUGGCCCGCCGGAGCUCUUGACCGGAGCCAGUGCGAGUGUAGUUGAUGGAAAUACAGCAGAGGACUUCUUGCUUGACAACACCGGGGUAAGAAAUGAUGAACGUAAGAAAAGCAGCCCUGGCGUUCGUCUCGCGACGGAACAAAGCUUUCUCGAAACGCUCCCCGAUGCAGUCGUUGACGAACUGAUCCUGAACACUCCUCAUCCAGAGCGGCGUCGGUUUCAAAGUCAGUCUACCGGCACGCCGUUGUCUUCCCCUCGUGACGAUCCUCCGUCCCCGUCGUCAGCGAAUGGUGCGCGAGGAUUGGCGUUUCCGUUUAUUUUCGAUGGAAACACAAAUACUAAACGGAGGUCACCUCCUCCGCCACCGCUUCUUUUGUCUUCGUUGCCCACCUCUCCGACCCCUUCCGACGCGACCGUGGACGACGCGAUGACAGCUGGGGAGCAGUUUGGGCAUUUGUUGUCAGGACGAGGAGGCGGAGGAAUCCGAGCAGUACCUCACCUCGACCCGACCGGCGCUGUUUCAUCCGGGCCAACUUCCUCGCGGUGUCCUAGCCCGUGCUCUGAUGCGUCCGCGUCGAGCAGUCACCACGUCGCACCGUCGGGUCCUGGAGAAGAUCAUAGCGAACCACCUGUACUAGAAGUCGCACCCGUAGAUAAAGAACAAUCACCAGCCUCCUCGCCGGAAGCAGGAGGAGAAAAUGGUCCUCCACUGAAAGAUACUACAGCUUCUAGCUCUAGACAUCAGAAAAAAACUACGUAUCAAAUUCCGGUGCUGAUGACAAGCCCAGUCUGGUUUCCAUUUAACGACGAGAAAUCCUACCAUGUUCUGCAGCACAACUGCAAUCACUUCUCCGAGUCCAUGCUCGUGGUGCUUUUGGUGAUGGAAGCCGUGGAGAAAGCGAAAACACUGAAUAAUUUCUCUGAAGACCAAAGAGACGAAGAUCAAGAUCUGCUGGCGCGGGAAAAAGAACCUGAUCCCUCAAAAAAUGCGGCGCAAAUUAUGGAAGAAGUGGCUGCGGCCCGGGACAACUACCGCAUGGAGAAGGAGAAGCAGGUAGCGCACGAGAUCCGUGUGCUUUUGCACCGCGCACUGAUUCUGAAAUUGCUUUACUCGUCGUUUUCCCCCGACCAGGAGUCGUUCCACCUGGCGAAGCGGAUACGCCCCCUGUUUCCCUUUCUGGACAGUAAAGUAUCGCCGCUGGUCGCCGAGCAGGCUCUGCGGAAUCCAGAAAACUGCGGCCUCCACUUCGUUCGACCCGUGCUCAAGGAGCUAUUUCGGGCACUGCGGCACGAGAUCGCGCUGGUGUCCUCUCCCGGGAGGGUACGGGGGACGGACGAACAAAGCGGUCGCAGACCAGCAGACUGUGACCUGUUGGAGCAGCAGUAUUCUUUUCCGCCUCCGUGGCAGCAACAGCAGGAGGAGCUGCUCAAGUUUACCCAAGACGUCGCCGCGAGGCUGGUGUAA
Molecule: messenger RNA, 3941 nt
Organism: Amoebophrya sp. A120
Lineage: Eukaryota; Dinophyceae; Syndiniales; Amoebophryaceae
Source: the annotation of a GenBank genome assembly